GUUUAGCAGAGUUUCGUUUAUCUGCGUUUAUCCCUCGGAAUUGUAAACUGUUUUCCAGUUUCACGAUUUUCGUAUUUGGUACGCAUUUGCCAUGUAUCGGGAAUAGUUUUUGUUUACAUGUGGGCUAUCUUAAAUAAGAAACCUGCGACCAGCUGAGUGUUUCUUGCAGAUUAUAAAACUAUCAGCGUCAAUGCAAAGUAAAAUUUACAUUUGUCAUGGCAUCGAACCAACAGUGGACACUUCCCAAAAAACCCACUGGAGUAAAAAAAAAUUUAAAGGAACAUCAACAAUCAAUUCUUAAUGAUGUCACUGAAAUGUUUGGCUCCACGUUAGAGAAUGAUGUUAUUUUGUCAGUUGUACGAAAGUGUAACUGGAAGUUGCAAUCGUCGAUCGAUACUUUGAUAGCUUUGUCUGCGAAAGUAGAAACCUCGGGACCCAAUAGCAAUAAGAAUUUUAACAAACCAAAUACAACGCUCUCGCAUCGUAUAAGAAAUCAAUUAGAUGAAUCAACUGUAAAUAUCCGAGAUGCGAAUCGAACAAAGUGGGAUCUAUCUAAUCUGAAUGAGGAUUUUACAUUGUUUAAUAUGAACGACAAUGAAGUGUACAGGCAACAAGAGGAAUUUCGAAAAUUUGAGCAACUGAAGAAUGAUUUGUCUCAAAAAAGACUCGAAACGAACUAUGAAAAUAUGACGAGAUUCAAUUGUACAGUGAAUAAUAAAGUCACACCCAGCAAGUUGCAGCAAUUCAAACAGAGCUGGUCAAAGUCGCCUCAAUUACCUCCCACGUGUAAUAAUUUACAAGAAACUGUGUUGCAAGAUGGUAGACAGCAAAAUACCAUUUUGAAUAAGCCAAAUGUUCACAGAAACACACCAAAACAAAAUUACAAUCCCGAAGUAUCUCCAUUUUAUCCUAGCACAGACCGCAUACAAAAUAAACUUUAUAGAAAAGGGAUAGUUCCUAAGAAUCUUCCUGUAAAACAAAGGAACAAUAAAAGCAUGGAUAAGGGAAUUCAAAAUGCUGAAGGCAAUGGGCAUGUACAACCGAUACCGAUACCAUUACCAUAUCAGAGAAAAUUGAAGAAUCGGAACGAUUCCCAACUGUACAAUGUAUUUGACGUGGAACAAAGAAAUCGAACUCAAGAUUUGCCAAAACCAUCUACAGACAUUAUCAACUCCCAACAGCUCGCUAUAUUUGACAGUAGCACGACUAUACACAAGUCUGAGACCGAGUCGUUAUGUGGUUUAAAGGUACAGUAUCGAAUUCAUGGCCUGGAGAAUAGUUCGGAUGACGAUGCCGAUGUAGUCAUCGAAGAGAAACCCUCGGAUUACAAUAUUCUUCCACCACCAAUAAUUCCAUCUAUGUCAAUCGCUCCACCCUGUCAAUCGUUUGCUUCUGUCACUCGAUAUCCUGCCAAAUGUCAGUCCCCAAAGGUACGUCCUGUAUAUCCACGUUUACCCCCUAAGACCCCACAAAAGAAUGCAUACGACCUCACCAUCAACAGAAUUGAAACUAACAUUCGACAGGGAUAUAAAAUUCUAAUUUUGCUGAGAGGCCUGCCAGGAAGCGGCAAGUCAUAUCUUGCAAAUAAUAUAGUGAGCUCUACCAUUGCCGAUGAUCCUGCACUAUAUAUAUUUAGUUCCGAUGAUUACUUCAUUACGCGUAACGGAGAGUAUUGUUAUGAUUCUCUGAGACUUCAUGAAGCACAUAUUAAUAAUCAAAAUAAGGUACGCAAUGCCAUGAAAAAAGGAAGAAGCCCAGUGAUAGUCGACAACACUAACACUCAAUCUUGGGAGAUGCAUCCUUAUGCAGAAAUGGCUGUUAAAUAUGGAUACAUCGUGGAGGUCCUUGAACCGAAUACUCCAUGGUCCCAGAAUCUAAACGAAUUAGCGAAGAAAAAUUUUCACUGUGUACCGAAGUCUAAGAUCAAACAAAUGCAAGAGAGGUACGAAAGGAAUAUAGAUGGUACGAAAUUAUUGCAAUUAUUUUCCUUGCAAUAUUCCCUCUCGUGCAUACCGCCGCAACCCAGAUUGAUCCCUCCUUUAAGUAAUCAGCAGCAGACCGUUAUCUCAGAGAAUGAUAAAACGAAGACCAAACGUAAUCGAAGACGUAAAUUUAUCGACGGUACACAAACUACAGAAGUAUCCGGUAACACGCCAAGCCCCGAAAUCGAUAAAGAGUUAAAAGAGUCACCUGUGUAUAACUUUUUUGACAAUGCAAAGUGGCUUGAAACUUCUCUCUCUCUACCUAGUGAAUCCCAAAAUUCUAAAUUCAAUGAGACUUCCAAUUCUAUGGAAAUUAAGAGCUUAUUUCAGGAUUCACUAAAAGAUGAUUUUGUUAGAAAUAUCUUUGAAAGAGAAUCUACCGCUAAGGUUGAUAACGUAAGAAUUUCAGAAGUGAAACCAAAGUUGAAUCAUACCGAUGAGAGUAAAUUAUGUUUGUCAGAUUCGACAGUGAAUCAAAUUUGGAAAAGUCGUUCGAGUGCUUCCCAUCAAAACUUGGAAACUAUUGUUUCUGAAAGAAACGGUGGCGUCUCUGGAGAAAAUAACACCCAAAAUAGUGGCACUGUUACAGAUGAGGAAGGAAUAUUAUCUUCGUCAUUGAUUUGCAAACCAACAAAUGAAGACGACCACAAUAGUAGCGCAAACUUGGAGAUACAUGACAGUGUUUUUGCUGUUGGUAUUAUUAAUGAAGAAAAAGAUAAGGUUUUUAACAAAGGGAUAUCAAGCCCCAAUCUGGAAGCACGAGUCUGGGAAAUUGAGAUUAAUCCUUUGCAAAAGUGCCAUUUUAGUGAAUUAAAAGAAGAAGACAAUCUUUUAACAAAGCAAGAUUUAGUAGAUAGUUCAAGUAGAUCUGCACAUAAAAUUCUAAGGCACAAUCCCGAAGAAAUUGAUCAUGCAUUACUUGAAAAUCUGACAGACAACGACGUCAAUGAAGAAAUGGCAAGUACAUGUCAGCUAAUACCUGCAAAGUGUUUUAACGAAAUUGAUCCUUCUGCAAAUUCACUUUCGACAAUGUUGCAACUUGAGAAAAAAGAAACGGAAUCAGCUUUCUCGAGUUCAAUCGAUGAAGUUAAAGUAAGUGAAAAUGCACUCGAAACAGUUUCCGAAAAUUGUGCUCCUAUCACACAAUUAAAUGUGACAGAAAGUACUGCAUCAGUAUUUGGUUUCGAGGAAGAAGGUGAUCUGUUGAGUGAAAUUUCUAAGGGCAGCCAGUCAAUUGAAAUUACUGAAAAUGGUAGACCUUCCGAUUCUACAGAUUUUAAUAAUUUGGACGUGUUGCAAAAAUUGGUCCUGGAUGAUUUUUUAAAAAAUACUGACAUCGACAAUGAAGAUACCAAUGAGGAAGAUAAUAUGAGUGUAUCAAAAAUAAAUUCUAUAUUGAAUAAAAAUGAUGACAACGAAGUAGUUUUAUCAUUGGGUGUCGAAGCAAAUUGCGGGUCUGAAAAUCAUUCAAGUACCUUGCACCACAACUUAGGAGCUAUCGGCUGUGAAAGAAAAAGUAGCAUUACCACCAUAGAAACAUAUGACGGUGAAAAGAACAAAUCGUGUUUAUCAUUGAAUUUGACAGUAGAUCAAGAUUGUGAAGAUUAUUCAAGCAUUUUACCCCAGAACUUAGGAGCUAUUGGUUCUGAAAGAAAAAUGAGCGUCACAAAAAUAGAAACUAAUGCAAAAAAUAACAGCAAUAUCCCAGAAGAAAAAAAUACAUUGUGUUUAUCUGUAGGCUUAGAAACAAGGAAUGAAAAAGGAGAUAAAACUGACAUCGUAGAUACAUUUGAUACAUUUCUUGCUAUCGAUAUCAUUAGCGAUGAAGAGGACAAGGUAAAAUUAGACACUCGUUCCUUGAUAUCCAGCUCUACUUCGGAAGAUCAAUUCUGGGAAUUUGAAGAUGAUUCUGUGCAAAAAUUUCCCAUCAAUGAAAUAAAUGAAAACGAUAAUCUAUCAUUGAAGCAAAAUUCAGAAGAUAGUCCAAUUGAGGUUGAACAAGAAAUAUUACAGACUAGCUUUGGAGAAAUUGAUCACUUGGAGGAUACAUUGCUGAUAACUCAUGGAAAUGACAAUAUUGAAAAAGAUUUAAUUAAAUCGAAAUCACAAGACGAGGAGGAAGAAGCAGAAGCUCAGUGCUCAAGUGCAGAGAAAGAAGUUGAAUCGAGUGAAAUUGUAAUCGAUGAAAAUUCUCAAAACUGUGCUCCUGUCAAAGAACCCGCCGCCACAGAAAAUAGCGCGUUAACCAUUGAUUCGACGCUAGAAAAUAAUGAUUUAUUAAAUAAAACUCCUGAAGGAAUUCUGUCAAUUGAACCCACAGAUCGACUAACCGAAACCACUGAGGACAAUGAUGAGCUAACCGAACCUCUUAAAGAAGAUGACUUUACUUUUGUCUUGAAGGAUAUUCCGGCUCAAGAAAUGAUGCUCUUUGAUGAGUUGAAAGAUCAGGCACUCGAUGUUAUUGAAACGACGACGUCAAUCGAUGACGUUGAUGCCAGAGUAAUUUCUCCAACGGAAGCUCGCAAAUUGACCGAAGAGAAAAAUAAUCCAUUCGAUCCGUUGCACUUCUGUGACGAAGAAGGCUCCACUGCCUCCGGUUACUCUAAAAAGCCCGAAUUUAUCGACAACAUACAUGAAAUUACGUGGAAAGAAGCGCCUUUCCCUGCUGGAGAUGUACCUAAACUGUUAUCAACAAAUAACGUCUUAGAAGAUAAGAAGAUAAUAACAUCGGAGUCUUCCACGAACACUUGUUACUAUGAUUUUAACGUGCUCUUCGUUGGUGGUACAACGGAGUCUAGCUACAAGGUAAUGGAUACCUUCAACAGAAGCAUCAAUGAAAAAUCAGUACUUGUAAGGACCGAAAAAUUGCCAUUAAAGUUUAUGCUCGACAAAAGCUCAAUGGCCAGCGAAGUGGACAUCCUGAAUAUCGAGGAGUCCUCAGCUACCGGUAGUGAUAGUGAAGUUGAAAAGUGUACUCAAGAGUUAAUGGAAAUGUUCCCACAUGUUCCGAAAGAGUAUUUAGAAGAAAUUUACAAGACGUGGUGCGGUUCAGAUUUUAAUUGGGCGGUGGAUGUUCUACUGGAAGGUGUCCCCGAUGCUGCAGAGAUAGAGUAUUUAAAGUUGAAACCUGAGAAAGUCCCCACAGAAGAGGACACUGUUUCGACGACGAAUAAAAGUUCUUCGGCCUCUUCGCAGAGUAUAAACGACAAUCCGUCACCUGGACACGUGCCGAGUUCGGGGUCGAGAAAGAAGAAAGACAGGAAAAAGAUAUCGGAGACCGAGCUGGAACUGAAGAAGGAAAUCGAGGAAAAACUUAGAAUCAAAGAGACUAGCUAUCAUCCACACAUAUUGAGAGUUAAACGAUGGAAAAACAGAGAGACCGACAUCUCUGCCGAAGAGAUAGAGCGACAGGUCGCCGACAAAGAAGUUAUAGAAUUCGCUUCGUCAAACUUAGAGGAUGAGACCUAUUCUCAAGAAUUCACUGCCAAUUUCCAGGAAGAUGGUUAUCCCUACGAGCCGUUCUACGACGGUGUGGAACUCGUAGACGAGCCUCUUACCGAGGGCUUUCUCGCUAAGCAGGACGUGGACAACGAGGUGGACUGUGAAAUUGAUACCGAGGAUACAAUCGAGCUCAAUUUAGGGCAAAAUUGUGUAAAAAUCCUGGAGACUGAGUUCGGAAAUCCCGAAUUUCAGUUCCCCGAUGGGUUACUGCCUGUUAUCCGAUUGAGGAAGUCCGUAGCCCAGGAAUUGUAUGCACUCUGGAUAGAGAGUAUCCAACAACAACUGACCGCUCAGCAAGAACAGAUCGACCUAAUGAUCGCCAAAGAUGCUGAGUAUGCUAAAUCCCUUGAACAAGAAGAAGCCAGUGCUCUCCCUGAGGUAGUAGUUCCUAAGUUGGACGAAGUGAUGGAUAUGGAAAUGGCCCUCGCAAUUUACAAUAAUGAUCUGAAAGAACAAGUGAAGAGAGAAACCCCCAACGACAUGGCAUCGCGACUGACUCGAAAGAUGUUGCACGAAAUGUUCUCUGAAUAUAAUCCGAACACGCUGAACGAAAUAUUAGCUGCUCAUGAUGGAAAUUUCAAGGAAACCGUGGAAAUCCUGGAAAUCAGCACAGGAAAAUCAUUCAGUAAUGCAGAUGCUUUAAAAAAGCAAAUGAACUUGAUGGACGAAGUCAAGCAGAACACCAGUACACCUACAAACCAAAGCACUGCCACGUCAACGGUGACUCCCAUAAUCGUCGUUAAUCCGGAUUUAAAUUAUUCGAAUAAUAAAUCUGACAGGUUGGCAUAUAAAUCAUCCUUGCAGAAGGCGUAUCUCGCAAGACAGGAAGUACUGAGACAACUGUCAUUGCGCAAUGAGAACUUGAAUAAAGCCACACAGGCCUACCGAAAGGGAAACCCUAACGUUGCGGCGUAUUAUUCCGAAAUGGCAAAACUGCAUACUAAGAAUAUAGAGACGGCGAAUGCUACUGCAGCCGCUGCUUUCUUGGCCGCUCAAGGAUUCAGUUCAAACGAGGCAAACACUCUGGAUUUGCAUUACUUGUUCGUUCCUGAAGCCUUAGAGGCCCUGGAUCAGUUUCUCGAUAAUCACGUGGAAAUACUUAGUAAAAGCAAUAAAAGAUCGAUAGAUUUAUACAUUGUAACUGGCCGAGGUGCUCGAAGCAAUAACGGCGUAAGCAGGAUUAAGCCGGCUGUCUCCAAGCGCCUUGCUGCAAGAAAAAUUCGUUUUAUGGAUGCCAAUCCAGGAUGUUUGAAAGUUAUCCUCAACAGAAGGAACAACACUCUGGACUGAAGUCAUGGUAAUGAUACAUUAUAUUAUUUACAAAAAUAUGAUAUCAGUGAGGGAUUUAGAUCGCGAGGUCUGCCCCAUUGUUCCUCAGGUUCAUAAUGAGUGAACGUGCUAUGAGGGAAUGAUGAUCACAAUGACAUUGUGAAAUUACUUCAUUCUAACGAGAAAUUAUUUUCAUACGUUUUGUCCCGCCGAGGGACAAAGAGAGGCGCUCCUUAAUGUCGGCGCUAUUUAAGUUUCAUACUUUACUUGCUAACAUACUUCUUUUAGUUUUAUACAAACGUCCUGUUGAAAGGAUAAAAUGCAAGCAAUUAUGGGUCUGAAACGACUACAGUAACAGAGUCUAGUAGCAUCUAACUACUGCUUUCAAGUUCAUUUUCAAUGAAUUUGAUAAAGAAAUCUUUAUACCACUUCGUGAUUUAAGGUAUAUCGUCAAUUAUACAUAAUACACGGCUCGAUUUUUUUUUUUACGAAAUACAAUGUUUUAACGGACUCAAUGCAAUAUUCGACACAUUCGAAGUCGAGGAUGAGGACUGUUUUUGUUACGUCCAUCAUUCGUUGUUUUAACGAUUCAUUUUGCUUCUGUGGUACGAAUUUCAGAAAUCGCGUAUGUAAUUUUCCAGGUAAUAUGGGAGAAAAAAGAUUUUAUCGUUAGUCGUUUGAAUAUCCUAUUUUUUAGUGUACGUAGCAAGCAUUGUUUCGUAGGUACGAAUUCAGUGAAGGAUGUCGUAUUUACUGUAUUAUUACUUUCCUUUAAAUAUAGUGAAAAAAACUUAAAA
Molecule: messenger RNA, 7549 nt
Organism: Orussus abietinus
Lineage: Eukaryota; Metazoa; Arthropoda; Insecta; Hymenoptera; Orussidae
Exons: 9
Coding region: 216-6773 (2185 amino acids)
Molecular function (GO): ubiquitin binding
Source: RefSeq, a predicted model, not a curated record